UGCCGGGGCUUGUGUUGGAGCUUUUUCCUCAUUAGAGCAACGUGUAUUUUCUACAACCAAAAGCUUUUGUGCAAUGGGUCGCCGCAAGUCCAAACGAAAGCCCCCUCCUAAGAAGAAGAUGACGGGGGAUCUGGACACACAGUUCACCUGUCCAUUCUGCAACCACGAGAAGUCAUGUGAUGUUAAAAUGGAGAGAAGCAGAAAUACUGGGAUAAUAUCAUGCACAGUCUGCUUGGAGGAGUUCCAGACCCCAAUUACCUAUCUGUCAGAGCCAGUUGACGUGUACAGUGAUUGGAUAGAUGCCUGUGAAUCAGCCAAUCAGUAGCCUUCAUGGAACUGGAUGCUUUUCAGGAAGAGGAUGGGGAUGUGUCUGGUGCGCCUGAGCUCAUUAGGAGCAUCCUGGUUAGAGGACAUUUGUGAAACUUUUUUUUUUUUUUUUUUUAACUGGUUUCUUUAUGGCCACUUGGAAAUUACAGUUGUGUAAGCAGCUGUCUCCCUUUCAAUGUAAGGUCCUCAGCACCAAUGGGGCUCUGAGGCACUCCUGUUGUCUUCUACCCUUCCUUUGUAAGGUUCAAAUCACAAUUUGUCUACCCCCACUUAUCGUCAUACAUUGAGCAGAGCUUUCUGCUUUCCAAUACAUGUUUUGUUUUGUUUUUUGUGAUGGGUCUCAAAGAUCCUUUAGAUACAAUUUAGACAAGCAUUUAAAUAGUUGUUUAUUUUGAAGAUUAGAAAAUAAGUUCCUGAUUUUUAUUUUUGCUUGUAAUAGAUUGAUAUUGUUAGCUGAACAAUGCAAUUUUAUACAUCAUGCUGUAGUGUGUGCAAAUCCCAUCCUGUCAUUAUAAUGUG
This is a messenger RNA of Scomber scombrus (Atlantic mackerel), 846 nucleotides long. Its product is annotated as transcription elongation factor 1 homolog. Gene Ontology annotation, molecular function: RNA polymerase II complex binding. Gene Ontology annotation, biological process: transcription elongation by RNA polymerase II. Gene Ontology annotation, cellular component: transcription elongation factor complex. Bases 74 to 325 code for a protein of 83 amino acids. The transcript is spliced from 4 exons. The record is from RefSeq and is a predicted model, not a curated record. NCBI's taxonomy places the organism in Eukaryota, Metazoa, Chordata, Actinopteri, Scombriformes, Scombridae.